Messenger RNA from Notothenia coriiceps (black rockcod), 2320 nucleotides. RefSeq names its product phosphatidylinositol-4-phosphate 5-kinase-like 1 (gene pip5kl1). The transcript is spliced from 10 exons. Lineage: Eukaryota; Metazoa; Chordata; Actinopteri; Perciformes; Nototheniidae. The coding region runs from base 90 to 1391 and encodes 433 amino acids. Gene Ontology annotation, molecular function: 1-phosphatidylinositol-4-phosphate 5-kinase activity. The record is from RefSeq and is a predicted model, not a curated record. Gene Ontology annotation, cellular component: plasma membrane. Gene Ontology annotation, biological process: phosphatidylinositol phosphate biosynthetic process.
GAACAUCAUAAAAACAAAGACAAGGCUCACUUCAGACGUUUCAACAAUUUGCUGUGUUUUUUACCACAAGCAAGAACCCAGUGUCACAGAUGGAAGACAGAAAAGCUGCUGGCCCCUCCAGAGCUGCCAGGCAGGGACGCUGGUGGCGUCUGAGACAGCGCUGGAGGAUGGUGGGGGUGUUUGAGAUCAACCCAGAGCAUGAGUUUUACCAACUGACAUCCAUGAUAAAAGAAGGCAUGCAUUCUUCAAUACAGACCACAAUGGACACAUCAGGCCAGGAUACACCUGCAGCUGAACAAUUCGCGGCAGAGGAAACUCAAACUCAUGAGGGUUUUCAGAUGCAGACAUUUGCAGCAUCAGUGUUUGCUCAACAGAGGCGUUCUCUGGACAUCACAGAGGAGGAGUACAUGAACUCCCUCUGCUCAGACCAAUGCUACCUGCAGUUUGUCAGUAACUCCAAGAGCAAGGCAGAUUUCUUUGUCACGAAUGAUAAGAGAUUCUUCUUGAAGACGCAGAGCAAGCGCGAGGUCAGCUUCCUGCUGUCCAACCUGCAGGCAUACAUGGCCCAUCUGGAGAAAUACCCUCACUCACUGAUGGUGAAGUUUCUGGGUGUCCACAGGAUUGUUAUCCCUAAUCAAAUAAAGAAAUACUUUAUUGUGAUGCAGAGCCUGUUUUACCCUGAUGACAGGAUCAAUAUCAGAUAUGAUAUAAAAGGCUGCGAAGUGGGUAGAUGGUCUAACCCUGACACAGGCGGGAAACAAAUAAUAAAAGUGUUGAAGGACAAUAACUUUGAAGGGCAAACCAUUGCAUUUGGUCAAGAGAAAUCCUGGUUUGCCCAUCAAGUGAAAGUGGACGCUGCCUUCCUUCAAGAACUCAAUGUGCUGGACUACAGUCUGCUGCUGGCCCAGCAGCCUCUGCACAGAGACGAGCUGGACGGGAAGCAUUCAUUGGCUAACCUCGUUAUUCGCACCACAAAGUCUUUGGACUUAGACGAUAGUCCCACAGGUUCAGACCCGCCAACCGUACCUUUACUGAAGGAGACCCUGGGUGAAGAGGGGUCAGUCCAGCCCCAGGCAGCAGCUGGGGAAGGGAUCCCCCUCCAGGAGAUAGGCUGCCCUGAGAAAGAAACCAGGUCUGACUCUGAACUGCAGGAGUUCCAUGAACAUCAUCGUAGGCUUCUGCCCAACUGCAAAAAUAGCAAUCAUGUGAUUGAUGGGCCAGAACAACGCUACUUUGUGGGCAUUAUAGACAUUUUCACUGUCUAUGGCUGGAAAAAAAGACUGGAGAACAUGUGGAAAAGCCUCCGAUACCCAGGCAGGGCCUUUUCCACAGUAAGCCCUGCCAAAUACUCACGCAGAUUCUGCCAGUGGAUUCAGGACCACUCUCAGUGACACAAUGCCAUGGCAGCUCUGCAGAGUUUCUCUCAAUAAGAACCCACUUGUCUCCUCAAAUGCUACUUCAAUUGUAGCCCUGAUCACCUUUUGUUUUUUGCAUAAACAAAUAAUUUUGUUCCCUAAACUUUCAAAAGCAAUAACUUUUGUUGCAUUUUGUUUUGUUUCAAUUUUGAACAAUAACUGAGUGUCUAAACUGCGACCACAACCCAGAACAAAUUGUUGUCCCUGGAAAUGUAAUUGUGUAUGCAGUUUAGUUGUAGCAGUUUGUUGUUAACAUCCUUUUGUAGGAGGAAUAGUUGAUCAGAGCACAGAGAUCGGGGGUACAGCAGUGAAAAGGGAAUGUUUUGUAUUGGCUGCAUGGGCCAGUCUGAUCUGCAUGCACUGAUAAAUACUUUUAAUAGUGUGUGUACUCAGGGGCCUCUCCAACCAACUCGCAGUUGGUGUUAUGAAGUGCCUGAAGAGUCUGAUCCUUUUCCUGUGGUUAAAGGUGUCCUUCAUUAUGGAGUCAGCAUAUCUUUAAUUUCCCCUGAACCAUUCAGAGGGAAACCUUCUGGGCCUGCUGCAUUAUUUUGUUUUAAUUCAAUUUUUUUGUAUUCCUUAUCCAUAAUUAGAUUGUUGUUGUCCCUCACCAUUUAAAUGUAAUCACAUCAACAAUACCUUGAUAUAGGUUUUGUCUAUUUGAGUGUUUGCAUAUACAUUUUAUAAAAGUUUACCGAUAGCAACAUGCUAGCUGUGUUUGAAACUUGUUUUAGGGUCCUUUAUUUUAUAAAUUGUGUUUUGUGCCUGUUGCUUUUUUGAUCUGUUUGCAAGAUUUCCCUCCUGUUUCAUUAUAUCUUUGUUUUCAAAAUAACCGUUUAAAAAAAAUGUAAUUUAAUUGGUAAUUUUCCAUUUUUGUUUGUUGAUUAAAACGUUUCUCAUGUAUACUU